Plutella xylostella (diamondback moth) is the source of this 1129-nucleotide messenger RNA. It is a transcript of the gene Etfb, whose product is annotated as Electron transfer flavoprotein beta subunit. Gene Ontology annotation, cellular component: mitochondrion. NCBI's taxonomy places the organism in Eukaryota, Metazoa, Arthropoda, Insecta, Lepidoptera, Plutellidae. Gene Ontology annotation, molecular function: electron transfer activity. The record is from RefSeq and is a predicted model, not a curated record. Gene Ontology annotation, biological process: amino acid catabolic process; fatty acid beta-oxidation using acyl-CoA dehydrogenase.
UCUAUAUUUUUUGGUUGGACUUCGUACUCGACAAAAUUUUAGAUUUUAUUUUUAUAAAUCUUUUAUUUUAGAUAUCUUUUUGAGUAGUUAUAUACAUAAAUAUAAGCUAAAAUGUCUCGUGUUUUGGUUGGAGUGAAGAGGGUUAUCGAUUAUGCCGUCAAGGUCCGUGUCAAGCCAGACAAGAGUGGCGUGGUGACCGAGGGAGUGAAGCACUCCAUGAACCCUUUUGAUGAGAUUGCCGUAGAGGAAGCCGUCAGAAUGAAGGAGAAGAAACUGGCCAGCGAGGUGAUUGCUGUGUCGUGUGGACCCGCCCAGGCUCAGGAAACCCUAAGGACAGCCCUGGCUAUGGGAGCUGACCGAGCCAUCCAUGUGGAGGUGGCUGCGGCAGAGUAUGAGACCCUGCAGCCCAUCCAUGUCUCCAAGAUCCUUGCAAAGUUGGCCCAAGAUGAAAAGGCUGACAUUGUCAUUGUAGGCAAACAGGCCAUUGAUGAUGACUCCAACCAAACUGCACAAAUGACUGCUGCCGUGCUGGACUGGGCACAGGGCACUUUCGCUUCAAAGAUCGAGAAGUCGGACGCGGGUCUGACGGUGACGCGCGAGAUCGACGGCGGGCUGGAGACGGUGAAGACCAAGGUGCCCGUCGUCAUCAGCGCCGACCUGCGCCUCAACGAGCCCAGAUACGCUACACUGCCUAAUAUUAUGAAAGCCAAGAAGAAGCCGCUAAAGAAGGUGAAGCCCUCAGACCUCGGAGUGGACAUCGCUCCUCGCAUCAAGAUCGUGUCCGUGGAGGACCCCCCGGUGAGACAGGCGGGCGCCGUGGUGCCCGACGUCGACGCACUCAUCGGGAAACUCAAGGAGGGCGGCCAUGUUUAAACCUCCUUCCGUAAGGCAUCGUUCUAAUAGAACGCGAAUCGCGACGUAAGCGAUGCGACUUGCAACCAUCGUCGGUUUGCAUAACACAAACAUUUAAGACACCAUUUAGGUCACCUUUUUGGCAUCGCAUUAAAGCGUAGUUCUAUUAGGACGACGCCUGAAACCUAACCUAUAACGCACCAAUUAAUGUAAAAAUAUAGAAUCGUUGUAUAGAGAGUAUGUUUAUUAUUGCUAAUAUAAGCUGUUUGAGAUUUUU